GUCUCUGUCUUUGUUGCCAAAAACAGUGAAACUCAUGAAAGUUUAGGACUUUUCAGGUCAUCUUCUUCAAUCAAAGAGGAGUAGAGGACCCAUCUUCCUCCUCCUUUUUUUUUUAAAGCUUAUUUUGCAUCUCUUCGUCCACUUUCUAUCUUUCCUGUUCAUGGAUCCCAAGGGCUCUAACUCAAAAAACCCACAUGAGUUACCCACUUUCUUGACCCACACCCACCCUUCUCCUCCUCAUCCUCCUCCACAACCUCAUCUUCAACAACCACAACAACUCCAUAGCCAAAACCAACAACAACCCAACAUGGGAGACAACAAACCAGCAGAAAUCAAAGACUUUCAGAUUGUAGUAGCUGACAAAGAAGAGCAAAAGAAACAGUUAGCACCAAAGAGAAGCUCAAACAAAGACAGACACACAAAAGUUGAAGGUAGAGGUAGAAGGAUAAGGAUGCCAGCUCUUUGUGCAGCGAGAAUCUUUCAAUUGACAAGAGAAUUGGGUCACAAAUCUGAUGGAGAGACAAUACAGUGGCUUCUACAACAAGCUGAACCAUCUAUAAUUGCAGCAACUGGGACAGGUACUAUACCUGCAUCAGCUUUAGCAGCUGCUGGCGGUGCAAUUUCACAACAAGGAGCUUCUCUUUCUGCUGGUUUGCAUCAAAAGAUUGAUGAUUUAGGUGGGUCCAGUAGUAGUAGGGCCAGUUGGGCAAUGUUAGGUGGCAAUUUAGGGAGACCCCAUCAUGUUACUACUGCAGGAUUAUGGCCCCCAGUUGGAGGUUAUGGGUUCCAGUCAUCAUCUAAUUCCACUGGUCCGUCAACAACAAAUAUAGGGACUGAAGCUGCUGCUGCUGGUGGUUCUAGUUAUUUGCAAAAACUCGGGUUUCCAGGGUUUGACUUGCCGAGUAACAACAUGGGGCCUAUGAGUUUUACUUCAAUUUUAGGUGGGGGUGCCCAGCAGUUACCAGGAUUGGAACUUGGGUUGUCACAGGACGGGCAUAUUGGGGUUUUGAGUCCACAAGCUUUGAAUCAGAUUUAUCAGCAGAUGGGGCAUGCUAGAGUGCACCAGCAGCAGCAUCAGCAACAAAAUCCUUCUAAAGAUGAUUCACAAGGAUCAGGCCAGUGAUUAGUAGUUGAAGGAAAUAGGCAUUUUGUUGAUGUUGAAAGAGAGGCUGAGUGAUUUUCGUUAAUGGUUUUUUGUGUUGUAUAAUUGAUAAACAGAAAAAAAAAUGCGAGCAAAAAAAAGAGAGAGAGAUACUUUGGGAGAAUUCAAUAGGGACUGGAUUUGGUUUGCCAUUCACUUCUUCUCCACUGCCUCACUCAGGUUUUCAUAUACAGAUGGGAUUGUGCACAGCCAAAUAGCUUGGUUUUGGGCUUAACUUCUUAUUUGAUUCAGAGGUGUGUUGAUUAUAGUGUAAGGCAUCUUUAAUUAUUUUGUUCUUCUGUAGGUCUGGAUGAAGUGGUUGAAUUUGAUCAGUUUGUUUGUGAUAUGAAACAUAGAGUUUCAUAGUCAUACUUUUGUCUGAUUUCACUUUGUAUCAUGCUUUGCAGAGGUGAAGCUAUUAAUUUUUCACAUUUGGCUGUCUGCUACAUGCAUUUGACUUGCUGUUUUGUGUCUGUAUGAAAUAAUAUCUAGUCAUCAUCUUAAUUAUACAAAAGCUUUCUGCUUUUUCUAGCUAGAAA
Populus nigra (black poplar) is the source of this 1680-nucleotide messenger RNA. RefSeq names its product transcription factor TCP20-like. Lineage: Eukaryota; Viridiplantae; Streptophyta; Magnoliopsida; Malpighiales; Salicaceae. Gene Ontology annotation, molecular function: sequence-specific DNA binding; DNA-binding transcription factor activity. Bases 161 to 1123 code for a protein of 320 amino acids. The transcript has 2 exons. The record is from RefSeq and is a predicted model, not a curated record. Gene Ontology annotation, cellular component: nucleus.